This is a messenger RNA of Marmota flaviventris (yellow-bellied marmot), 1824 nucleotides long. It is a transcript of the gene Pcmt1, whose product is annotated as protein-L-isoaspartate (D-aspartate) O-methyltransferase. NCBI's taxonomy places the organism in Eukaryota, Metazoa, Chordata, Mammalia, Rodentia, Sciuridae. Gene Ontology annotation, biological process: protein modification process. The record is from RefSeq and is a predicted model, not a curated record. Gene Ontology annotation, cellular component: cytoplasm. Gene Ontology annotation, molecular function: protein-L-isoaspartate (D-aspartate) O-methyltransferase activity.
CGCCGCAGGGCAACGGGCCUCCCCCGCCUCCGGCCCCACCCGGCCGCACCCGAGGGCGCGCGGCGUCACAGAGCGCAUGCGUGCCGCGGGGGAUGCCGGGAGCGCGCAGUGGCGGCAGCGACGGCGACGGCAGUAAUAUCGGCGGCAAUACCGGGGACGGGAGCGGGGCGGUGACCGUGUGGGAGGUGGUCUCACUCUUGGGAAAGCUGCUGGGCACCGUCGCCGCGCUGAAGGUGGUUCUGUACCUGCUCCGGGUGUGCUUAGCGAUGGCCUGGAAAUCCGGCGGCGCCAGCCACUCGGAGCUUAUCCACAAUCUCCGCAAAAAUGGAAUCAUCAAGACAGAUAAAGUAUUUGAAGUAAUGCUGGCUACAGACCGCUCGCACUAUGCAAAAUGUAACCCAUAUAUGGAUUCUCCACAAUCAAUAGGUUUCCAAGCAACAAUCAGUGCUCCACACAUGCAUGCAUAUGCACUAGAACUUCUAUUUGAUCAAUUACAUGAAGGAGCUAAAGCUCUUGAUGUAGGAUCUGGAAGUGGAAUCCUUACUGCAUGUUUUGCACGUAUGGUUGGAUGUAAUGGAAAAGUCAUAGGAAUUGAUCACAUUAAAGAGCUAGUAGAUGAAUCAAUAAAUAAUGUCAGAAAAGAUGAUCCAACACUUUUGACUUCAGGGAGAGUACAACUGGUUGUGGGAGAUGGAAGAAUGGGAUAUGCUGCAGAAGCCCCUUACGAUGCAAUUCAUGUUGGAGCUGCAGCCCCAGUUGUGCCACAGGCACUAAUAGACCAGUUAAAGCCUGGUGGAAGAUUGAUAUUGCCAGUUGGUCCUGCAGGUGGAAAUCAAAUGUUGGAGCAGUAUGACAAGCUACAAGAUGGCAGUGUCAAAAUGAAACCUCUUAUGGGAGUGAUAUAUGUGCCUUUAACAGAUAAAGAGAAGCAGUGGUCCAGGUGGAAGUGAUUUUCUCUUCUGCUCUUACUUCUUCCACACAUGCAAGGGAUGAGCUGUAAAGCAACAUCAGCUUGACCAGUCUAUAAUAUUGCAGUGGAUCGCUCAUCUCAGUCCUUAAAGCUUUUUGAAAACCAAUAGCAUCACAGCUUGUUUUGGACUUUGUUACACUGUUAUUUUCAGCAUGAAAUUUGUGGUUUUGUAGGGUCUUCUAAUUCUUCGAAGAGGCACAGAGCCAAAUGGUAGAGGAAGGAUACAAAGUAUAAAUCUGUGUGUUAUUACUUUAACAUGCCCACGUUUUACUUUAAAAUAUUAAAAGAAGGGUUUCUGCAAAAUGAAACAGUUUGUGAAUUGAUUUUGAGGAGUGAAUUUUCUUUUCUUGGACACUUAAUUCUAUUCUGAUAUUAAUUUAUGAGAUUUCUUUUGUGCAUCAGAUAACACCACCAUUCACAAGUUAAGAUUCUUGGUAUUUGGAUGUCUAUUAGAGACUACUAAGAAAAUAGAGAUGAGCUUUCUUUUUAAAGCUUUUGAUGUGGUAUCAUAGAAUAGCAUGUUGUAGAUACAAUCAGCUGCUUUGUUACCUUAAAACUAGGCAUUGUAAAUACUGAAACUUAAGAAGAUGGCAGGUAAUGUCCUAUCAACACUCAGUUGUUCAGAUUGGACAUAACUGACAUAGUUCCCCCCACCCUUUCUCUCCCUCUCCCCAUCUCCCUCUCCCUCUCUCUCUAAAACCAAUAGGAGACUUGUAGUUCAGUAUUGUUUUUUCUGUUUCUAGUUUGCUGCUGAUAAUGUAUAUGAAUCUAACAUGCUGUGUAAGCUGUGUGCUGGAUUCUGCACAGCUUAUGCAGUGCUGCUUUGCCAAAUAAAGUUAAAAGCAAAAGAGGCA